Vespa velutina is the source of this 2109-nucleotide messenger RNA. Its product is annotated as protein tumorous imaginal discs, mitochondrial. Gene Ontology annotation, biological process: protein folding; mitochondrion organization; negative regulation of apoptotic process. NCBI's taxonomy places the organism in Eukaryota, Metazoa, Arthropoda, Insecta, Hymenoptera, Vespidae. The transcript has 5 exons. The coding region runs from base 97 to 1713 and encodes 538 amino acids. Gene Ontology annotation, molecular function: ATP binding; heat shock protein binding. The record is from RefSeq and is a predicted model, not a curated record. Gene Ontology annotation, cellular component: mitochondrion.
AAAAAAUAAUUAGAAUAGUAUAAAAUCUAAAUGUCGACGACGUCGUCUGCUUAACGCUUGUACAACGCGUAUCUCACGUGACACGAAAAGGGAGCCAUGCGUCUUUCAUACAACAUGGCGGCCGGCAAAGGACUCGCGAUCAUUUUUAGGCCAAAAUAUAUCAGUUUAAUCAGUUGUAAUAAACUUCAUAAAUUAUCGUGCAACACUUUACAACGAUGCAAUGGAUGUCAGCGAUAUGCUGCGACCUUGGCAAUGGAUGUCGAUACUUGGAAUAAUAAGAAAAUGGGAAAACGUACUAUAGAGCAUCUUGUACAGCAGUGCAGGACAAUACAUACGACGCAUAAAGUUUUAAAACGUAAUUAUUAUGAAAUUUUGGGCGUAUCGAGGAAUGCCUCUGGAAAGGAUAUAAAGAAAGCUUAUUACCAGCUUGCAAAAAAGUAUCAUCCUGAUACGAACAAGGGCGAUCCCGAUUCGAGUAGAAAGUUUCAAGAAGUUUCUGAAGCUUAUGAGGUAUUGAGCGACGAUGCUAAAAGAAAAGAAUAUGAUACGUGGGGUGCAACCUCGGAACAGAUGGGAAUGGGUCAAGGAGGCGGGCAAAGCGCUAAAGAUUUUCAACAGCAGUGGCACUUUAGGUCAACGGUUAAUCCAGAGGAAUUAUUUAGAAAAAUUUUUGGAGAUGCUGGCUUCCAAAGUGGCAUGUUUGGCGAUUUUGAAGAUUUUGCAGAAUCAAAAUAUGGUUUUGGAGCGUCACAGGAGGUAAUAAUGAAUCUAACAUUCUCGCAAGCUGCCAGAGGCGUAAAUAAAGAUAUUGAAUUAAACGUGAUAGAUACAUGUACAAAAUGUGCUGGUUCCCGGUGUGAGCCAGGAACGAAGGCUGCCAGGUGUCAACCAUGUAAUGGCACCGGAAUGGAAACAAUUAGCACAGGGCCUUUCGUAAUGCGCUCAACUUGUCGCUAUUGCAAUGGUACCAGGAUAUACAUAAAAUAUCCUUGCAUAGAGUGCGAAGGGAAAGGACAAACGGUGCAAUCCAAAAAAGUAACUGUACCAGUACCGGCUGGUGUAGAGGAUGGUCAAACAGUACGCUUGGCUGUUGGUAAUAAAGAAGUAUUUAUAACAUUCCGCGUGGAAAAAUCUAAGUACUUUCGCAGAGACGGACCCGAUGUGCAUACCGACGCCGAAAUAUCAUUGUCACAAGCUGUACUGGGUGGUACAAUAAGGAUAGAAGGUGUCUAUGAGGAUCAAACAGUACAGAUCCGUCCGGCUACCAAUUCGCAUACUAAAAUACGCCUAACAGGCAAAGGUUUGAGGAAAGUAAACGGAUAUGGUUAUGGCGAUCAUUACGUAAAUAUUAAGAUAACCGUACCAACAAAUUUAACGAAAAAACAAAAAGCUUUACUUCAAGCAUACGCAGAACUUGAAUCCGACACACCAGGCAGUAUAUAUGGCAUAACUUAUAAAACAGACGGAACAAAACAAUCUUUUGUAGGGCCACUAGAUCUGGUAGAAUCCAUACGAGUGGCUUUAGAUGGGGACGAAUCUACUUGCAACGAUAAAUCUUCAGCUUCUAUGCCUCAACACCCGGGUGAUAAAGAGCAAGGGAACGUGAUGUCAGUUAAUAUUGAUUCAGACGUUAAUGCCGAAAAUAACGAUAGAAGAAACGAAGAUAGUAACGAUAUAAGGAAACAAGAGGCUCGUAAUGGUAGUGCUAUGUAAGGUGAUAAGUUUCUUAUAAAUGUUAUCAAUAAAAGAGUUGUCGACUUAAUACAUUAUCGAUAUUCACGUAAUAGUGAAUUGUGCAACAUUAUAUCUACAUUUGUAGUAUACUUUUGUUUUCUUUUUUUUUUCUUUUUUUAUAUAUAUAUAUAUAUAUAUAUAAUUAAGGAGUAUCUGAUAUUACACUCACGCUGUGAAUACCUACCGUAGAAUGUUUCACAUUAAACGUUACAUUCGUUAGAUUGAAUAUAUUUUGAAUUCUUAAUUAUGUUUUAUCAAAAUGAUUAAUUUUCGAUUGAUUAUGUAAUACAAUGUGCGUGGCGGCAUAAGAAUCGUUAGCUGUUCACAGUCAUGUACGUGUAUUAUUGAUAUAAUAAAUAUGACAAGUUAGCGCUA